Oppia nitens is the source of this 1230-nucleotide messenger RNA. Its product is annotated as sodium-dependent glucose transporter 1-like. Bases 1 to 1230 code for a protein of 409 amino acids. The record is from RefSeq and is a predicted model, not a curated record. The transcript has 3 exons. NCBI's taxonomy places the organism in Eukaryota, Metazoa, Arthropoda, Arachnida, Sarcoptiformes, Oppiidae.
AUGAACGGCCUAACAGACAGUUGUGUUUUGGGAAGUCUGACCCAAAAAUAUCGGCUAUUUUUGACGAUAGCUUGUCUGACAAUGAUAUUGACGCCAUUCCUCUAUUACUUACCGCUUCUAUACGUUAACAAUGCGGUCAACGGUUUCCUUAGCGGCGGUAUUGAACUGUUGCUCAACGUAUGGGUAGUGGAAAUGUGGGGCCAAAAGUGCGGCCCCUAUAUACAGGCCGUACACUUUGGCGGCAGUAUUGCCGGUCUAAUAACGCCACAAAUUUUCGGUCCUUUUUUGGAGAUAAAAGAUAUAUCAGUUGUUGUGUCAAACAAUACACAAGGAUUGGCGGUCUACAGCAUCGAUAUCCUGGUAAUCACACCGUCGACAAUACAUAUACCGUACGGCGUUUUGGGUGGUCUAUCGGUAGCGUUCGGCCUGUUUAUUGGCUGCACUUAUUUCUAUCGCAAAUAUGAGGGACGAGUUGUGGUCAACAACAACAACAAUACGGUUAAGGGAAACAGUAAUUGGCGACAACGGUUCACCGUACCGACCAAUGGUCAAUCAUCGCAGUCUCUAUUGAUGGCCAUUGUAUUGCUGUGCGGUUAUAUUGUAUCGAUAGCUAUGACCAUACAGUGGGCACAAUUUGAAUAUAUACCCACUUAUGUAGAGUACUCGCAACUACACGAAACCGCCCAGGGAGCCGUCAAAAUGACCACUGCAUUGGGCGGUUCACUUGUAGUCGGUCGGGUGGCCGGUAUGAUUAUAUCGCAGUUUGUCAGCGCCAAACUCAUUGCUAUUUUAUUUUUGGCCCUAUUGUUUGGCGCCGAAAUUGUUUACAUUAUAUUCACAAAUAUCGGCUCAACCGGUGUAUGGGUGGCCCACGUUUUGUUCGGGUUCGGUUUGGGACCGUUACAGGCCGUCGGCUAUCAGAUUGUCGAAACGGUAACACCGAUGACCAACACGAUUGGUGUACUCUAUAUAUUUAUGAGCGGACUGAUAGCCGCUGUUACCCCGAUAAUUAUGAGCCGAUAUAUCGAUACCAAUGUGUUUACACUGAUCUAUGUUAACUUGUUUUUCAUUUUGACGGGUAUGGCAGUAGUAGUGGUUAUUUGGUGGUUAAUACAUAAAAAUGCUAACAAUGUAACCAACUAUGAUAUAGAUAAUAUCAAAAAUACUAUAGAUAUAGAUGUGAUACAAGUAGAAAUGGUCAAUAAGGUUGAACCGGUAGCUAUAUUAUAA